UUUUAUCCGUCCGCUGUAUCCCAGCAGUAAGAAACUAAGGCAAAAAGAGUUAAACACUCUCUCGUCAAUUUCUUGUUCACUUCUCCACAAAAUUGACUCAUGACAUCUCCGAUCUUUAUCUUUCUUGACCGCUCAAAUACCAUCUCUUCGUCUUUCAUUCAUUUCUUUACUCGGUAUCCUCAAAAAACAAAAGAACAUAUUACAAUAUAUACGCAUAUAUGGAUUAUAUAUGGAGAGAGAAAGCACAGAGUAUGGGCAGACAUCGAGUCUCCUACUUACCAGAAUAAGCCCCGAUAUUAGCUGUGAUGGUGAGAGGCAACAGAGUAGUUACUUUUCCUCGCCUGCAACUGCUGUUGUUGUACUCAGCACCUUGGUCGCUGCGUCUGGCUCAUACGUUUUUGGCUCUGCUGUUGGAUAUUCAUCACCUGCUCAGUCUGGAAUCAUAGAUGAUCUUGGUCUCUCUUUGGCAGAGUAUGCUGUUUUUGGAUCAAUAUUGACCAUUGGAGCAAUGGUUGGUGCAGUAAUGAGUGGAAAGAUAGCAGAUCUCAUGGGACGGAGGGGUACAAUGGGAUUCUCGGAUAUUUUCUGUCUCAUUGGGUGGCUUGCAAUUGUAUUUGCAAAGGGUUCUUGGUGGCUCAACCUUGGAAGAUUGUCUUUGGGAUAUGGAAUUGGGCUUCUUUCAUAUGUGGUACCUGUAUACAUAGCAGAAAUUACACCUAAGGAUCUUCGAGGAGCAUUUGCGGCAGCAAUUCAGUUGAUGUCAUGUUGUGGCGUAUCUGUAAUGUAUCUCGUAGGAACUGUCAUCUCGUGGCGCACCUUGGCUCUAAUAGGGACUAUUCCAUGUAUGCUACAGCUUCUGGGUCUAUUUAUCAUCCCAGAGUCUCCGAGGUGGCUGGCAAAAAAGACUCGGGGUAAUGAUUGUGAAGCUGCUCUACAGCGCCUUAGGGGGAAUAAUGCCAAUAUCUCUGAAGAAGCAGCAGAAAUUAGGGAUUAUACAGAAACCCUUCAACGGCUAUCAGACUCUAGAAUGCUUGAAUUGUUCAGUCGGAAAUACACUCACUCACUCAUUGUUGGGGUUGGACUUAUGGUUUUGCAACAGUUUGGAGGAGUCAAUGCAAUUGUCUAUUAUGCAAGUGCUAUUUUUGUGUCUACUGGGUUUUCGAGUGGGACUGGGAGUAUAGCGAUGGUUGUUGUUAAGGUUCCAGUGACAUUGCUGGGUGUACUCUUAAUGGACAAAACUGGACGAAGACCGCUCCUUAUGGUUUCUGCAGCUGGAACCUGCUUGGGUUGCUUCCUUAUAGGAUUGUCAUUCUUAUUACAGGAUCUUCAGCUGUGGAAGGAUUUCAGUCCCAUUAUGGCGCUUGGUGGUGUAUUGGUGUUUACAGGAUCAUUCUCAUUAGGCAUGGGAGGAGUCCCGUGGGUUAUAAUGGCGGAGAUAUUUCCUAUGAAUGUGAAAGCUGAAGCUGGAAGCCUGGUGACAGUAGUUAACUGGUUUGGUACUUGGAUUAUUUCAUAUGCUUUUAACUUCUUAAUGGAAUGGAGCUCUGAAGGAAUCUUUUUCAUAUUUUCAAUCAUAUGUGCCUUAACCAUCCUGUUCGUUGCAAAGCUGGUUCCAGAGACUAAGGGGCGCACAUUAGAAGAAAUACAAGCAUCUAUGAAUUCAUUCAGAGCGAAAUGAGUAUCUUAGCAUCCUUGUAUAACACUAGAGUAUCUACGAAUCGGCCCCGGAGGGCAAAACAUACAUUUUACACCUCGAAUUGACUAGAGUAUUGGAUCGCGACGAAAUUUUAUGGGGACCUCUGUAUGAAUUUUAGGAAACUUUUGGGAUAAACCAGAGGUCUAGGGGAUCUACCACAAACCCACACAAGCUAAUGAGGAGGGCAGUG
Ilex paraguariensis (yerba mate) is the source of this 1886-nucleotide messenger RNA. Lineage: Eukaryota; Viridiplantae; Streptophyta; Magnoliopsida; Aquifoliales; Aquifoliaceae. The record is from the annotation of a GenBank genome assembly.